Ostrinia furnacalis (Asian corn borer) is the source of this 1253-nucleotide messenger RNA. RefSeq lists its product as uncharacterized. The transcript has a single exon. The record is from RefSeq and is a predicted model, not a curated record. NCBI's taxonomy places the organism in Eukaryota, Metazoa, Arthropoda, Insecta, Lepidoptera, Crambidae. Bases 24 to 1178 code for a protein of 384 amino acids.
GAACAACUCGAGUUGCCUCAACUAUGAAGGUACUUGUCGGAUUUGUAUUUGUAAUUAGUACUGUGUCAGCCCUUGGUUCGGGGCCGUACCUGCCAAGUGGCUGGAGACCGUCUGGUCCAGCAUUCUUGCUGCCUUCCGAGCUAAGGACAGGACUUAAGUCUGAUGAAGGACCAUCCGAACCAAAGAGUGUUGAUGAUUUAAUAGCUUCAGUGUCAUCGUCAGCGCAACCCGAUAAACCUGAAUCUGUUACAUCAGAAACCGGCACAUCUGAAGAAACUCUUGUAUCUUCAGAACAAACGACCUUAAAACCCGAGGUAACUAAAUCGGAUUCUAUAUCUUCAGAACCAGAACAAGGUUCGUUAAGUCAAGAAAACGAAGCGUCCGGCUCCGAUUUCCUUCGCGAGUAUGGCCCGCCAGCUGUCCUGGACAUCCACCAAUCAAUAACAGUGCAGGGUCUGCCUGAUAUAGUGACGGAACAUACAUUCAAAGUCGUCGACGCCAAAGUAACUGAAGACCAAGUUGUUAUAAUCAAGGGAAAUGAAGAAUCGAUCAAAGAAUCUGUCGUUGCAAGCAAGACUCCUGAAGACGUGUCAGCUCUAACAAACGCUGUGAUUGAGACUAAAUCAGUUCAAGAAGAUGUCCCUGUCCAAACUCUUGCCACAGUAGAGCCAGAAAUAUGUCAAGAUACCACCACUGAGACUGAUUUCAAAGAAGCAACUUCUGAAGCUGUACCUCAAAAAUUAGAAGAAGGCACGACUGGCACGACUCAGUCCCAAACAAGUAUUGAAGAAACUACAAAAAUAGACGAUUCUUUAUUAGUAAAAUCAAUUGAUGCUGUAGCUAAAGUUACGGAGAGUGCCAGCCUGGAAUACUUGCCUCCGGUAUCCAACGAGGAAUCGGUCCAAAACAGUAAGGAAACUGGUAAAGAAGAUACUGCAGUUAUUUUGGAAGUGCCAUUGACUACAUCAGAAAAGACUGAAGACAAUGAAGCCGUUGGCAAAAACAAUAAUAUUGAAGAAGGCAGUGGAUUAGGAAAAAUUCCUGAUGUGUUGAACGAGCAAGAACGUGUUGGUUUCAGGGAAUACGGGCCGCCAAAGUCUGAAGAAGAAAGAAUUAAAAAUAAUGAAACGAGAAAAAGAAGAUUUUCUUCAAGGUUCGCAUCUUUUAAGAAACAUUAAUCGAAUUGAAUAAGUACCUAAACACCAAGUAAAAAACAAAACGAUGUUACUAGUAACUAUGUAACUAAAUGUAAA